Messenger RNA from Pectinophora gossypiella (pink bollworm), 2062 nucleotides. Its product is annotated as hexosaminidase D-like. The record is from RefSeq and is a predicted model, not a curated record. The coding region runs from base 190 to 1947 and encodes 585 amino acids. NCBI's taxonomy places the organism in Eukaryota, Metazoa, Arthropoda, Insecta, Lepidoptera, Gelechiidae. Gene Ontology annotation, molecular function: hexosaminidase activity. The transcript is spliced from 4 exons. Gene Ontology annotation, biological process: carbohydrate metabolic process.
GACAAUGUCUCGUGUGUUUUGUAUUUAAAAGUUGAAUUAUUAUUUCGAACGAAACCUCAAUACUUAAGUCGCGUUGAAAAGAGGUUGAAAAGAACAAAACCUAACGUCAUUGCGUCAAAGUGAAGUGAUGUUAUUUGCACGAAUUUAUUGCUACUUAAAUUCACAUAACUAACUAAGUAAUAACAGUUAAUGUUGCGUUUGUUAAGGAAAGUAAAAAAAAUGCGUUCGCUGCUAUCGCCUUUGAGUAGAAAAACCAAAAUGUUUAUGUAUCUUCUGCUCUUAAUCUUGGGAACAUAUUUGAUCAACAUAUUUAUACUCUACGAAAUGAACUUCGUUGCACACAAAGAAAGAAAUAUGCUAGUCAAGCAAGAGUACGUACUCGUCCACAUCGACUUGAAAGGCGCGCCACCUACCACCAAGUAUUUGACCUCCAUGUUGAGCAAGCUGAAGACCUUGGGGGCCAACGGCCUGCUGAUGGAGUACGAAGAUAUGUUCCCUUACAAGGGAAGGAUUGCCAAUCUGAGCACGCCUCAUCGGUACGACGAGGAACCGUUAAAGAAAUUCCUGACAACAGCAACGAAGAUGGACAUUGAAAUCAUUCCACUUGUCCAGACCUUUGGUCACAUGGAGCAUGUUUUAAAACUGGAAGAAUACGAGACUUAUCGUGAGAUGCUGAUGCACCCUGACGUCAUCUGCCCAAGCAAGAACGAGAGCUUAGAUCUGAUAAGGGAAAUGCUGCGGCAGGUAAUAACAUUCCACGAAAGCGUUGCGCCGUUGAAGCAUAUCCAUAUAGGCUGCGAUGAGGUCUACGACAUUAACUUCUGCCACCGCUGCAAAGCUAGGAAGCAAGACGACAUGGACAUAUAUUUAAGACACGUUAAAAACGUCAGAGAUAUAGUCAGGAGUCUCACCCCAACGACCACAGUUCUCAUUUGGGACGAUAUGUUGAGGAAAAUAAGACCAGGAAUGUGGCAGUUUUACGAGCAUUUCGACAACAUCGAACCCGUCGUUUGGGACUACAAAGCACACAUAACCAUAUCGCAUUUGAGUUUAAGAUUCUACCACGAUCAUUUUAGUCAUACGUGGAUAGCUACGGCUUUCAAAGGCGCUGACGGAGUGGAGACUGUACUACCCGAUAUUAGGAAAAGACUCUCGAAUAUAUUAAGCUGGAUGUACUUUAUACAAGGGUAUAAAUUCGGUGGCGAGUCAGAAACACAUAAUUUCAAAGGGAUAGUCUUAACGGGUUGGGCGCGAUACAGCCAUUUUGAACCUCUUUGCGAACUCUUACCAGUAUCAAUGCCAAGCCUGAUCAUGCAGUUGCUCGUCGUGAAGCGGUUCAAUAAAGGAAUACCAGCUUCAAGCCUCGACGAAGACUGGUCCGUAUUCUUCUGGAAACAUCUAUUGGAAGACUUCUACACCGCACUGGAGUGCAACGACGACCUCCGAAUCCACAUUGACAGUUUCAACGGAUGCAAAUUCAACGGGACAUUUCCACUAUACAACAUCAUUCGCAACUACACGACAUUUGUAGAUAGAAUGCUGAAUAAGUUUAAGGAUAAUGACUUUGAUUUAUACAUGCAAUAUGGUAAUAUUCACAUGAGGAAGACGUUGGAAUUCCUAUCAGAUUCUGAAGGUAUAUACGGGUCUUUAAGGUAUUUGGAAGUGGUAUCCAAAAAGGCGAUGCAGAGAUAUUUCAGUGCCAAUGUGUAUAAAGAGUACAUAGGUUAUAAGAGCUAUAGGCUUUAUAAGUUGUUGCAUCAAUGUGCGAUGAAGGCUAAGAGUGUUGUCGAUUUGAGGAGGUGGGGAAGAGGCAGGAAGAUACCAGAGUUUCCCUUCUUUCAGCCUCCAUAUGUGACGUCUCUAACUACGAAGGAUCUGAAGAAACUAUCGACGAAAAGCGUGUCUACGUACAAUACCAGGACACUUGGACCAGGCAUCUUCGGGUAGGCCAUCGACAAUACGACACACGGAAUAGAAGAAAAAGGUUGGUUAUUUCUUUUUUAUUUUGGUGCAAUAAAGUGUAUUUGUAUUGUAUUGUAUUGUUGGUAAAUGAUAAAUGAUA